AUGCUCCCCAAACCCCUCCGCACCCUCGCGGUGCCAGCUCUAGCCCUAACCGCCCUCGCCACCCCCUCCUUGGCGAAAAUAACAACAUCCCAAAAUACCACGCACUACACCCUCUCCAACACCCGACUAGCCGUCGCAGUCGCAAAAUCAAACGGCCACAUCGUUGACCUCACCCUCGACGGGCAGGACCUGCUGGGCCCCGUCUCCGGAAAUACAGGGAAAGGCCCCUACCUCGACUGCUCCUGCAUCCCCUCGGGGUUCUGGACGCCCGGCGGAACGGCGGAGCUUACCCUCCUCAAUGGCACAGACAGUUCGGGCACGGGCUAUGCGGGGAUCAUCAUGAGUGAUACCUACGCCGGCACGAACCAGACGCUCUCGCAAUAUUUCUUCCUGCGGGAGAACGAAACGGGUCUGCAUGCGUUUUCGCGCGUGACGUAUUUCAACGAGAGUACACCGUUCCUCCGCGGGCUGGGCGAAAUGCGCACGCUCUUUCGCCCGAAUACAGAUCUGUGGACGCACUUCUCGACGAGCGACGGGAAUUUCGGUCCCCUCCCCUCCGACGCUGCCUUUGACGCCGCGCUCACCGUGCAGGAUGCGACGAGCUACCUGGGCAGCACACCUGACGACGGAUACGUCGCCCAGUACUCGGAUUACUUUACGAAGUACUCCCUGGCCGAGAGCUGGCGCGCGCACGACGUCCACGGGCAGUAUAGCGAUGGGUCGACGAGCGGGGACGGGAGUACGUUCGGUGCGUGGCUCGUGCACAACACCGUCGAGAGUUACUACGGGGGCCCGCUACAUUCGGAUCUCGUCGUUGAUGGGAUCGUGUAUAACUACAUGGUGAGCGGACACCAUGGUGCUGCGGUCCCGAAUAUCACGCAUGGGUUUGAUCGCACAUGGGGGCCGCAGUACUACCACUUUAACCGCGGAAGCAGUGAAACGACCUUGGCUGAGCUGCGCGCCGACGCGGCGCAGUAUGCGGAUCCGCAGUGGAAUGCGGACUUUUACGACGACAUCGCGGAGCAUGUUCCGAAUUUCGUGCCGAGUCGUGGGAGGACGAGUUUCGCGGGGAGUGUCAAGUUGCCCAAGGGCGCCGAGAAGCCGAUUGUUGUUCUCUCCGAGAACGGGGUUGAUUUCCAGUUGAAUGUGUUUGAUACGCAGGCGCGGCAGUACUGGGCUGAGAUUGACAGCAAGGGCCGGUUUACGAUUCCGCGCGUUGUCAAGGGGACGUAUCGCGUGACGGUGUAUGCGGAUGGGAUCUUUGGGUGGUUUGUUCAGGAUGAUGUGGAGGUUUCUCGCGACAAGCAGUUCAAGUUCACCUGGAAGGAAGAAAGCGCCGGGAAGGAGAUCUGGCGCAUUGGGGUUCCAGACAAGUCUGCUGGCGAGUAUCGGCACGGAUACGCGCUCGAUACCUCCAAGCCACUGCAGCCAGAGCAGUAUCGCGUCUACUGGGGCAAGUACGACUACGAGGCAGACUUCCCCGAGGGUGUCAAUUUCCACGUUGGAAAGAGCGACCCCGCGACGGACCUGAAUUACAUCCACUGGUCGUUUUUCCCGUCCCAGGGGAACCAUCUACGGACGGAGCCCUACUACGACAAUGUGAACAACUGGACCAUCACCUUCGACCUGACGCGACCGCAGCUGCGCAACGCGAAAAAGGCCACCUUCACCGUGCAGAUCGCAGGAACCAAGACGGCAAACGGGAACUCCAAGUCGUGGUCCGAUCAUCCGUACAGCAAUCUGCCGUGGACGGUGAAUGUCAAUGGCAAGUACGAGGAGACCUGGGCGAUUUCAUACUGGCGAAGCGGAUCGUGUGGUGUGCGCAGUGCGGUCGCCUGCCAGAAUACCGAGCACAAGUUUGUGUUUUCCGUGGACAAGCUGAAGAGUGGGAGGAAUGAGUUUGUGUUGAGUCUGCCGUUUAAUGCGUCGAGUGUUGAGACGGCGCUGCUGCCUGAGGCGUUGUAUGUGCAGUAUGAUGCUCUCAGGUUAGAGCUCGAUUGA
Messenger RNA from Aspergillus calidoustus, 2001 nucleotides. NCBI's taxonomy places the organism in Eukaryota, Fungi, Ascomycota, Eurotiomycetes, Eurotiales, Aspergillaceae. The record is from the annotation of a GenBank genome assembly.